Molecule: messenger RNA, 1014 nt
Organism: Penicillium cataractarum
Lineage: Eukaryota; Fungi; Ascomycota; Eurotiomycetes; Eurotiales; Aspergillaceae
Exons: 1
Coding region: 1-1014 (337 amino acids)
Molecular function (GO): hydrolase activity
Source: RefSeq, a predicted model, not a curated record
AUGGCCUCCUCGCGCUGGUGGCUCUACGUCCAGGCCGUAUUCUGGCGCUUCCUCAUGCGCAUCGGCAUGUUCCUGCAUACCCUCGCGCCGCCCCGUCCUCCCCGUCCAUUAUUCACUCGAACCGUGAAAUCGGAUACCCACGGCCAUUCCGUGACCAUCCAUUUCUACUGUCCACCUGACUACUACCAACAACGCCGCCUGGGUCACCGCUACCCGGUUGCCGUCAACUUCCACGGUGGAGGAUUCACGCUCGGUUGCGCCACCGACGAUGCCCGCUGGGCGGCUGCCGUCGUUGAGCAGGUCGGCGCGGUGGUUGCCAGCGUGAGUUACCGGCGGGCACCGGAGCAUCCCUUCCCUGCGGCAGUUGAUGACGGCGUCGAGGCUCUGCUGUACCUGGCAGCACAUGCCGCGGAUUUGGCCCUGGAUGUGAGUCGCGUGGCACUGAGCGGGUUCUCGGCCGGCGGCAACCUGGCCGUCACCGUACCGUUGAGGUUACGAGGACGAAUCUCGACCGAGGUCAAGGAGCACUUUAGUCGGGCGGAUUCGACACAACAGCUGGUCAACCAGACUAGUGACCUCAAUAUUGUGGCACUGUUCUGCUGGUAUCCCAUCUUGGACUUUUUGGAGUCGCGCGACCAUCGCAGGGCGAUGAGUAUCAUGCCAGAUAAGACAUUACCAAAGUUCUUCACUAGUCUCUUUGACGAGGCAUAUCUACCGGACUUGAAUGAUCGCUCUUCAGCCUUUGCAUCACCGGUGCGCGCCUCCGAUCGCAUCCUCAAUGAAGCCCUCCCUCGCGAUGUCUUUUUGUUUAUCUGUGAGUGGGACAUGCUCAUGAAGGAAGGUCAAACGUUUGUACGUCGUCUCGAAGGCCUGGGCAAGCGGGUACGAGCCAUGAUGAUUGAAAAGGCUAAGCAUGCCUGGGACAAAUCGGCCAAUCCAUUCCGCGACCAAGGCAGCGUAGACAUCUAUUACCGCGAUGCUUGCGCGGAUAUGAAGGCGAUCUUCGAUCGGUGA